Messenger RNA from Prorocentrum cordatum, 1875 nucleotides. The record is from the annotation of a GenBank genome assembly. NCBI's taxonomy places the organism in Eukaryota, Dinophyceae, Prorocentrales, Prorocentraceae.
GAGGCCUACGACGCCAUCAUGGACAAAGGCGACAUCAGGGACACCAAUGAUUUGGAGAAGCUGCAGAAGCACUGGGCGCUCGCGGAGGCUAUCGGCGCCAUCGUUGAGCAGCCGCUCAAGAGCAUCCCGUCGGACAAGCUAGAGUUCAAGCUCGAGAUUACGAGUCACAAGGCGACCUCGAUGCAGGUCGCGACGGCGAAUGGCAGUGACAGCGCCAGCUCUAUCUUCCACAGCAUCGCCCCCUGGGACAUCCGCGACGUGACAGGCGAGACUUUCGUUGAAACCUUUAAGCCGAGGGCCCUGAGAACGAUGGGACUCGACGGCAGCAGGAUGGAUAAGCUCAGUCUUGCCGACAGCUUCAUGUUCGAGAUGUUCAACUACCAUGUGAAGCAGGUUGCCGCUGGGAUAGGUGCUUUUAAGUCCUUCGCCAAAAACGUCUUGGAUUGGUUGGGUGAGAACUGCCCUGAAAAUGAAUCGCACGAUGAAUUUAUCGGCAAUGUGGUCAGCUGCUGCAAAGUCUUGGUCUCCAUCAGCGACAAGCAGAGCAAAGCAUGCUACGACGCGGCGGUCCGCUUGGGAAGCGCGCGCGGAUCUGAAUCGCCGACGGUCUGUUUUAAGCAGUUGAAUCUUGCACUGAAGCGUUCCACCUUCUACACUGCCUUGAAGGGCGGGUUCGUGAGCUUCUACCAGAAGACGCCAGGGUCAUUCGACGAUUUCGAGCGUCGCUUGGGGGCGAAGUGCGAAGCCUACGUGCACACCCUCACCGUGGACAAGACGUUCGAGAAGCUUGACAAGACCGUCGGACUGCCAAAGAAGAAGCACGUGUGGGAGCAGGCAGCCGAUAGCCUGAGCCAGUACGAGCCGGAGCUAAGCAUGUUCAACGCGACCCAACGCAUGUCAGAGCUGGCCUUUCGGCUUACCCCGACCAUGCUUGGCGAUCCCAGGGGGCGCCAGAACGUCAUCCCCAUGCUGGGCUCCGCGCUGGCUGCUGGUGGAAGGAGCUCCGAGGCCCAUCGGGGGAGCGCGAAGAAGUGCAAGGAUGUCAAGCUUGAGUGCGUGUGCUCCUGCGCGAGCCCAGCUGACGCAGAGCCCUACGCAAUCAUCUUCAAUAAGAUCUGCGAGGCCGAGUGGCUCCCGCGUGAGGACCAGCAAGAUUUGAGGGCGGAUAUCUCCAUGCUCGAGCUCUGGCCACACCUGGAGACCAACCGCAACCAAUGGGCCCAACUCGGAGACGACAUGAUUCCGCGCCUCGAACACCCAGAGUCCCCAAGCACCUUCACGGCAUUCAAAUCAUACUUGGUGAAGGCGUCCGCACAUGAGGCGACCAUCGACCUGAUCCCCGCCCUCAAGACGACGUGCGGUUUCUGCCUGGUUAUCGAGGGCGACGUCAAGAUUGCCUCUAAAGUUUGGGCUGCGGAUCGCGUGCGCAACAGACUCAAUGAGCCCAAGCCGCAGGCUAAGGGGGGCGCCGACUGGGAGACGCCAUGGUGCACUGGUCUGGACGCAACGACUGAUGAGAAGACGACCCUGAAGCGAGCCGAAAAAACGGUGCUGAAGGUCAAGAGCAAACAGUUCGAGAUGCUCAUCGCUGAGACCGUCAAGACCGUCGACAAUCUCAAAAUGUGGAGUACCUUGGCAGGGUUCAAGGUCGACGGCGGGCUGCUCACAGAGGCUACAGGCGUGAUCAACAAUGCCAGUGCGACGAAGUACACCGCUCUCAUGCUGCGCGCGUUCAAGGAGGCGGGCGCCGUGACUCCGAAGCUCAAGAGGGUCAUCGGCACCUGCAGGAAGGCCAUCAACGACCAGAAGCUCGACGGCGAUCUAUACCCGCAGGUCGCGAGCUGGGCGAAGUCGCUCUGCUCGUUCAAGGCUUGA